ACUUUAUAUUAAUAAGACUACUGGAAGUCAUUUUUGCAAAAACUGUGGAUUAUCGGGAACCUGGAGUCAAUUUAAGUUCAAACCAUAGAAUCAUAGUUUUCAAAAUUUGAUUCAGAGGAAAGAGCGGUAGUAUUGCAAUGUUUCCUCCAUAUAUCAAGGGAUAUGCUGACUUACAUGCACCUGGCCCACCCUCUGAAAGUUCAUGAUCAUGCUGAUCUGUUGAACAAGUGAAUUGAGGACUAUUUUCAAUAAUAAUAAAUUAUGGAAAUGAUGGAGAGGACUCAGCCAUUAUUGCACAGGUAAACACGAUCUUGCACAGGUAAACAUGAUCUUGCACAGGAAAAUAUGAAAACAUGAUUGGGAGACAAGGAAUACUGAGGGAGACUUCAUAUCUACAUUUAUUUAAUUCUGAACCUUCCUAAUGACAUCUGCAGUAUUUAUAGUGGGAAGAUCUGUGAUUUGAGUUUCAUUUUGCUUUCAUAAUAUUAGAUUUGGGGCUGGGGUGAUAUUGUGCAGAGAAAUAAGAUACUAGUAACUCUUACAGAUUCACAAACAUCAAAACCUGACAAAACCAAUUUCAAUUUUGUUGUUCAGUUACAUGUUUAUUGUAUAGUAAAAUAAUCUGGGAGAGAAUUUGAAGAGCCACAAAAAGGAGUUCUGUCAGUGGCAGUGACAGAUUUGGAAUCUCUAUUUUAGCAGCUGAAUUAUUAUAAUAAUGACAAGUUGUCAAACAUCAACCACUGUCACCAAAAGUAAUUUUUUUUUCACAACUACCCUACCUCGGAGAUUCACCAGUGUGAUCAUACUACAUAAUCAACUUUUGCUCUCAGGUCUGUCUAACCAUUCAAGUUGAAAUUGUGUAUUUAGACCUGUUUUUUAUAAAUGUAGAAGAUACACGAAGGAAACAUUUCUCAAGAGGCAAAUCAAUUCUCUUCAAAUGGCAAUCAUGUUGAAAGCAGUUCAGAUUUAGCCAGACAAAUAUGGGAAAAGUCUACUUCACUGACUCAGUGUGAUCAUGAGAUGUGGGAAAAGUUUAUUAAUCAUUUCUCAGUCAAGGAAUUAAGAAGGGAUGUAUUGGAGAAAUUUCAAGUCAGAUUUGUUGAACAUGAGUUCAAGGAGCAAAAUGGAAGGUCAAGAAAAUAUGAGUGUAUAUUAUUCCCAUGGUAUGAUGUCAGCAAGGAAACUGUUAGGGGCGUUAAGCUUGUGAGGCUGGGAUCUGACUCAUCUGACUCCUGCAUUGCUAUUGAACCACGGCAGGGCUUUUUGGGACUAUUUGGUUGGAAUACUGUAGAUUCUGAAAAAAAGGAGGUUGUUUUGACUUCCAACGAGUUUGAUGCUAUUGCUGUGAGUCAAUCAACUAUGUAUCCAGCCAUUUCCCUUCCAAUGGGAACAAACUCCCUUCCUCUUGAGGUUCUACCACAACUUGAACAAUUUGAGAAGAUUGUUCUUUGGUUUGGAAAUGAUGUUUUCUCUCGGCAUGCAGCCAAUCAGUUUUCAAAGAAGUUAAACUUGAAAAGGUGUUUCCUAGUCAGGCCAAAUGAUGACAAAUUUCCAGCAAAUGCCUUAGAUGCUUUAAAUUUGGGUUAUGAUCUCACAUCAUUAAUUUCUGCUGCUCAACCAAUCAGCCAUGAAAAAAUCACUACUUUCCACCAGUUGAGGAGUGAAGUUUUUGAUCAGUUUGUUAAUGCUGAGCAAGUCGCCGGAGUGAAGUGGAAGAGAUUUCCAAAAUUAAACAACAUUCUGAAAGGUCUACGGCGAGGAGAAGUGACAGUGUUUACAGGGCCCACUGGAGCAGGAAAAACAACUUUAUUAAGUGAAAUGUCACUUGAUCUCUGUAUGCAGGGGGUGAACACGCUUUGGGGAAGUUUUGAGAUUCGUAAUGUACGCCUUGUGAAAAUGAUGAUGUGUCAGUAUUCGGGAUUGAAUUUAGAGAGAAACGUUGAGCAGUUUCAUUACUGGGCAGACAAGUUUGAGAUGUUACCAAUGUACUUCAUGUGUUUCUACGGAGCUCAGAACAUUAACACUGUCAUCGAAACCAUGAGUCAUGCUGCUUAUGUGUAUGACAUCGAACACGUCAUCGUCGACAAUCUACAGUUUAUGACCUCAUAUCUAAGCCGUGGGGACGACCGAUUUUCGGCUCAGAAUCACGUGAUCUCAGCACUGAGGAAUUUUGCUAGCACCAGGAAUGUACAUGUCACUUUGGUCAUCCAUCCAAGAAAGGAAAAUGAUGAUGUUGAACUGCAAACAGCGUCCAUCUUCGGUACAGCAAAAGCCAGUCAAGAAGCAGACAAUGUGGUCAUUCUUCAGAGCAAGAAAGGAGCAGCUAAUAAAUAUCUUCAGGUUACGAAAAAUCGCUUUGAUGGUGUACUGGGCCGCGUUCCUUUGGACUUUGUCAGAGAAUCUCUAUCAAUGUCAGGAUUUGGUAAAACAUUCUCAUCAAUGAACACCAGUGACAGAAAUGGAAGGCUUCCUGAAAAGCUUAACGCAACUAGAGUGACGGCAGACGUGAAUAUUGUGAAGUUUUCAGCGCCAAGAAUUAUUGGGGCGCAGAGAUCAGCACAACAAAAUGGAGUGACACCAAAGACGGUUUCUUCUACGCCUGCUAAGGAGAAUAAAGACGUAGUAGCGUCGGAUGAAGUUACAAGAAAUGUGAAUUACAUAAGCAAGAUCAACGGUGAAUCAAAUCAUAAUGAAACAGUUAUGGAAAGCGACAACACUUCUGAUAAAAUCUCGGAAGAAAAAAAGGAAAGUGUAAAAAAAGCAGUCAAAAAGAUUCUAAGCGGCACCCGCUUGUACACUAAAGCCGUCAAUGGUCCACGAAACAGUACUAGUGUGGGUAAAUCUUCGUGGAGGCGAGUUGUAACCCAAUCCAGCGAGUAACCCGGAAUUUGCGUAACAGUUAAACCUGCAUUAGGCGUCUAUCCUCGGGAAAGAGCCAGAUGAUCGCUGACUAAGUUUGGAGAGAUAUGUGGCAGAAGAAGACAAAAAAUUAAUAAAUAAAGUCGAUCACAAAAAUUUAAUUAAAUUAGUUAAGUGUGGUCUUGAUGCAGUGAAGCUAUGUUCAAAAUCAUUUUGACAGUCAUUCAACAUCAAGUAAAAAAAUUAGUUAUGGUC
Molecule: messenger RNA, 3114 nt
Organism: Pocillopora damicornis (cauliflower coral)
Lineage: Eukaryota; Metazoa; Cnidaria; Anthozoa; Scleractinia; Pocilloporidae
Product: twinkle mtDNA helicase
Biological process (GO): mitochondrial DNA replication
Cellular component (GO): mitochondrion
Molecular function (GO): 5'-3' DNA helicase activity; single-stranded DNA binding; ATP binding
Source: RefSeq, a predicted model, not a curated record